Messenger RNA from Stegostoma tigrinum, 8743 nucleotides. RefSeq names its product synapsin-3-like. The coding region runs from base 707 to 2485 and encodes 592 amino acids. Gene Ontology annotation, biological process: neurotransmitter secretion. The transcript has 14 exons. Lineage: Eukaryota; Metazoa; Chordata; Chondrichthyes; Orectolobiformes; Stegostomatidae. The record is from RefSeq and is a predicted model, not a curated record. Gene Ontology annotation, molecular function: ATP binding. Gene Ontology annotation, cellular component: synaptic vesicle membrane; synaptic vesicle.
ACCUCUCUACAGCUGAUCUAUAAUAACUUGUCGAUGAUUGAUAAGUAGAAACUGGAAAUGAAACCCAGGAGACUUCCACUUCUGUUUUCUCUUCUAUCCUGAGGAAAAUUGAGAGGCAGUUGCAGCUCUUAGAGGACAACAAUUAUAAUGGAGAAUGAAGCAGGGUAGCAGUUCAUGUAAUAAGAACUUAUUAGGUACCCUGUGGAACAGCUUCUUCAUGAAAAAGGAAAAAGGGCAAAGCAGUAAAAAUUGGAUGUCUUUUUUAAGCCAACCCCUAAAAAAUAGUCAGAAGACAAUGAACCACAGCCACGCACUUCUGGAUUAACUAUUUUUCACCCUAACCCUGCAUCCACUACACCUGAAGGAUGAUGAUGAUGAUAAUGACCCUCAGCCCCUGCACAAACAACAGAGCGACGUCAAAACAACCUCUCCCAUCAAGUCAUCUUGACAUUUUUCAAGGAAAGACAUUUGGAUGUGUCACACGGAAGAUUCCAACUGCUCCCACUGAUCGUUUGUCUCCAGGGACUUUCACACCCCUUCCUGCUGGCUACAACUUCUCUCUCUCUCUCUCUCUCUCCUAUAAGAAAUCAAGAUCUGCCACCUAGAUACUUCAAAAUUUGAAAGCUGCUGCGUUUUCACCAGAAAUUAUUUGCACAGUUGAUCUCUAACCCAGAUCCUCAGAAAACUCUUUCCAGUUCUUAGAAAGAUGAAUUACCUGCGAAGACGCCUCUCUGACAGCAGUUUUGUAGCAAACUUGCCGAAUGGUUAUAUGAUGGACCUGCAGCGUCCCGAUAGUUCGACCAGCUCACCAGUGUCCCCAGCCACAGAGCGUCGUCAGCCACCAGCUCCUUCGACAGGCUCCACCAUUCUCAGCUCCAUCUCCAAUGCUGUGAAGCAGACGACAGCAGCAGCUGCGGGACUGGUGGAACAAACAGGAGCUGCACCCGUAGCUGGACCCACAGCUCCCAUCGUACGGAAACCAAAGGUCCUGUUGGUUAUUGAUGACCUGCACACUGACUGGUCCAAAUAUUUCCGUGGUAAGAAGGUCCUGGAUGAAUAUGAGAUCCGUUUAGAACAGGCAGAAUUCUCGGAGUUGAAUCUGGCUGCGUACGUGAAUGGGGGAUGUAUGGUUGACAUGCAGCUGAUCCGGAAUGGAACUAAAGUCGUCAGGUCAUUCAAACCAGACUUUGUUGUCAUUCGUCAACAUGUGUAUAACAUGGCUCACGGUGAGGACUACCGUAAUCUCAUCAUUGGCUUCCAGUAUGGCAGAGUGCCUUCGCUGAAUUCUCUUCAGUCAAUAUACAAUUUCUGCAACAAGCCUUGGAUGUUUUCACAGCUGAUAAAGAUCUCCCAAACCUUGACUCCCGCCAAGUUCCCACUCAUCGACCAGACAUUCUUCCCCAACCACAGGGAAAUGCUAACUAUUCCCAAAUUCCCCGUGGUUGUGAAGAUGGGACAUGCUCACGCAGGCAUGGGUAAGGUAAAAGUUGAAAAUCACUAUGAUUUUCAGGAUAUCGCCAGUGUUGUGGCCCUCGCAAAAACUUACGCAACCACUGAGCCUUACAUUGAUUCCAAGUACGACAUCAGAAUUCAGAAGAUUGGAAAUAAUUAUAAAGCUUACAUGAGAACUUCAAUUUCAGGAAACUGGAAAGCAAACACUGGCUCUGCCAUGCUGGAACAAGUGGCCAUGACGGAACGCUAUCGAAUGUGGGUGGAUGCCUGUUCUGAGAUGUUUGGUGGCCUGGACAUCUGUGCAGUAAAAGCUGUACAUGGGAAAGAUGGGAAAGAUUAUAUCAUUGAGGUAAUGGACAGUGCCAUGCCAUUGAUUGGAGAAUACAUUGAGGAAGACAGGCAAUUAAUAGCAAACUUGGUCAUCGAGAAAAUGAACCAGCUUCUAUCAGAGAACCCUGCAGCAUCGCAGCAAAGAGUAGGAAUGACACUGAGCCAGGUUCAGCCUCAGUCAGCAAAAACACAAGUGCAUCCUGUGCCAGGAGCCACUUCCCAGUGGGGCCAGCAAGGCCAAGCUCGUCCAGCACCUCAAGGAAGCCCACGACAACCCCAAAGUCCUCAGAUUCAGCGUUCCCACACAGUGCCUCAUCAAAGGCCUUCUCCACAGGGCCAGCAACCCCAAAGUCCUCAGUCCAGUACAAAUCAGCAAGAGAAAUCUCCAAGUUCGGGGUCUCCAAAACAGGUCAAAUCAGCAGGCACCUCUCCUAACCAGUCAUACAAGCCUGGAGCUUUCUCUGCACAGCCAUCAAGGCCUCCUGCUCCAGGCCAAGCCCCUUCACAACCAAGAUCUGAGGCAGCAAACCUGCAACAACAGAGUACUGCACCACCACAGCCACUGCUCAACAAAUCACAGUCAUUGACAAACAGUUUCAGUGUUACAGAAUCCUCUCAGCGUACUGGCACCAACGAAGAUGAAGCAAAAGCAGAAACAAUUCGGAACCUAAGGAAGUCCUUUGCCAGCCUCUUUUCUGAUUAACUCUUUACAGUAUUCUCAUUGAGUUAAUAUAAUAGGUUAAACUGGAAACUUGGUAAGAACUCAGAUGGAAAUAACUGGAAUCUGAGGUGCACACUCCCUCACUUGAUCAAUGGAUAGUGCAUUUCCCUUUGUGGAUAACAAGCUGUAAAAUGAGGUAUUGUUUUCCAACUUGGCCAAGAGGCAAAACAAAAAUCCUGCUAUACCAGGUGUGUGCAGAUGUAAGUGUGUGUGAUGUGAAUAACUGUGCACUUUAUCUCGCAAAGCAGCUUGUUGAGUGUUGUAUCGAAUGCUGUUAUCAGAGAAUCAUCAUUUAUUUGGAUUUUAUGAGCUGUACAAAAAUGAACUAGACACUAUUCCCUGACCACAGAACCAGUACAUCCUUCCACUCUAAUUCACCAUGGAAAAACCCACACCCUCCACCAAUAAGUGGGAUACACCUGGUAUCCCCCACACACGUGAUCUAAAAGCCUUCUGCUUCUUCCUCUCCUACAUUCCCAACCAGUCACCAUCCACCACCCCACGCCCCCAGCCCCCACUGACACCAUCAACAUUUUCUUUUAACUCCUCCCACUUCCGACAAACUCAACAGGUGACUAGGUGACUAUGGGCACCUGCACGAAUGAGGUAUGCUUGCCUCCCCAUUGGAUAUGUGGAACAGUCCCUCUGCCGCUGUUACGUUGGCACCAUCUCCCACAUCUUCCUUUGUUGCAUUGAUGACUGUAUCGGUGCUGCCUCAUGCUCAUGUGGGGAGCAUGAACAGUUUGUCAACUUUAUUAACACCUUUCACCCCAACCACAAAUUCACCUGGAUCAUAUCUAGUAUCUCCCUCCCUUUCCUGGACCUUGUCUCCAGUAGCUGUCUCAGCAUAGACAUUAUUCUAAACCCACCAAUUCCCUUAGCUACACCUCCUCUCACCCAUGCUCCUGCCAGAAUGCAAUCCCAUACUCCCAAUUCCUCCUCCUCCUCCUCCUCCACCAAAGAUGGGGUGUUCCACUCCUAGACAUUCCAGAUGCCCUCCUACUUAAAGGAUCACAACUUGCUCUCAACUGCAUUUCUUGAGUUUCCUGCACUUCUGCCCUCAAACACCCUCUCCCCAAACAAAUAUAAGAGACCAAGUCCUCUGAUCCUCACAUACCAUCCCACCAACCUCCCCAUUCAGUGUAUCAUCCUCCCCUACUUGUGCCAGCUACAAUCUGAUCCCACCACCAAAACAGAUAUUUCCCUCGACAGCCCAUCUACCUUUCGUAGGGACCGCUCACUCCAUGACUCCCUCGUUUAUCCCACACUUACCACUAACCCUACCACCCUUGGCCCUUUUCCCUGGGCCCUUUUCCCUGCAACCGCAGGAGGUGUUACACCUGCCCCUACACCACCACUUUUACCUCUGUCCAAGGCCCCAAACAAUCUUUCCAAAGGUGACAGAGAUUCACUAGUAACUCCUCCAACCUGGUCUACUGUAUCCGCUGCUCUCAACGUGGUCUCGUCUACAUCAGUGAGACCAAGUGAAAAUUUGAUGACCAGUGUGCAGAGUAUCUGCGCUCUGUACGCUAUAAAUCAACACCACCUUCCAGUCGCCAACCAUUUUAAUGCUCCCUCCCAUUCCCUUGGUGACAUGUUCAUCCUGGGCCUCCUCUAGUGUCACAAUGACACCAGCUGCAGACCGGAGGAACAACACCUCACAUCCCACCUCAGGAGCUUACAGCCUUGUGGACUCAACACUGAAUUCACCAGUUUCAAAAUCUUCCCCCUCCCCCGGUUUCAUCCAACCCUCCUUAUCCGUGCCUCCUUGACCUGACAAAAUCUGUCCAACUUCUUUCUCAACUGUCCACCCCACCCAUCCCACUGACCAAUCCACACUAUCCCCUACCUGCAUCCAACUGUCACCAUUCUACCUACCUACCCCUAGCCCCAUGCCAACCAUCUAUUUGAUAGUUCCCUUGCCCCAUCCCAGGUCUGAAGGUGUAACAUCAACUUUCCUGCUCCUCUGCUGCUGCCUGACCUGCUGUGUUCCUCCAGCUCCGCACUGUAUUGACUGACUCCAGCAUCUGCGGUUUUUUCCUAUCAUCCAAUCCAUUUGGGUCAUUCCCAUGUUUUCAUGUACCUCAAUUUCAUACAACUCUGAAUUGUGACUUCAUCUCUUUCUUAUUCUUCUACUGAUUCAGUUCCAGUUGGAAUCCUAGAUAUUCCAUUAUUUUGCAUUAUGUACAUGAAAAAUUUUGCUCAGUAUCAGAGACAGAAAUAAGGUAAACUAACUUCAACGAGUCAAAACCACUUUAAAACAAGCACUGACCUCUAGAGACCUCUCUCAUUUAGUAAACACCAGCAAAGUAUUUCCCAGUCUGGGCUGAAAAUAAGUUAUGAUUAUAAACUAGAUCAGAAACCAAGCACGACUUCCCCCUAUUUAUUAUGGAGUCUUUACAAGGCAGGGUAGGCCUCUUGCUGAAAAACAUUAGAUAUGAUUUUGUGGUUGGACAACAUUUGCUAGGUAAUCCUGAAUAAGAUACUGUAAUUCUUAUCAAGCAGUACCGAUUAAUAUAGAGGGCCCUGUUAUAGUCAGAAUAUGUACAUGAUAUCCUUUCUUUGGUUAAUUUCUCCAGGCAUUACCUUGACCAAAGUCAACAUGCCUAAUUUAAACUUAAACCAUUCAUGACAGUUAGCUAUCAGAUGUCAUCUGGUUGAUGCAUUUUCCAUGGCAGCACUGCUACCAGAAUCCAACCAAUCAGUCCUGUUCUCACAUACCAUAAGCGUUUCCCCUUACACAGAGUAGUUUAUAAAGAAAUACCAAGUGCAAGAUAAAAACAAAGAUCUGCACUACCAAAUGACUAUUUUUAGCUUUUAUAGCUAAUUUAACAUUUAGAAGAUUAGAAGGGGAAUGAAUGCAAUUGGGAAUUGCCUAGUUGUAUUCCAUUUUUGUGCCCUUGUGUGUCGAAUCCAGAUGCAGACUUUAAAGUCAUGUAAAAAUGCAGGCUCCCAACAGGACAAUAGAAUGGGUAGGAAAGCACCGAUGAGUCAAAGCCAGAUAUUAGGAUUGUUUUCACAAACACAUAGAUAUUUUUGUUUUUAUAAUGGCUGGACAAUGUAGUGAAACUGUUUCUGCUUGGAAAAGAGACAAGAAUAAGGCAACAUAGAUUUAACAUUGGGUAUGGAAUGCACUCCAUGUGCUGGAGGCAGAUUCAGUUGAGGCAUUCAAGGAAGUACUGGAUGAUUAUUUGGAUAGUAACGGUGUGCAGGUAUAUGGGGCAAAGACAAGAGAUUGACACCAGGUAGUAGAAGUGCAGGCACAAUGGACUGAGUGACCUCAGUGCACUGUAAUGAGUCUGAUCACCAAGGGCUUUGAUUGGAAUCAAUUUUAAAUAGGUAUUACGAAAGGGAAGAGAGCAUGGGAGAACAAUUUUGAUGCAGAAAAUAGAACAUAUAAUGUUUUACUCUGGAAAGCUGAGGCAGAAUGAUUAAAUAUUUAAUGGAAAGUUAGAUAACUAUUUGAGGCCAUGAAGAAAUCAGUCCAAUUUGAUGUGCCUUAACUUCUGAAGCAAUUCAAAACCUUACAGACCAGUGCCUUCAGUGAUACUUGGUUUGUGCAUGGUGUAAAAAAAGGUUUGUGCAAAGAAACUUCUUGUCUAAUGACUAGUCCCAGUUUUAACCCUAUACAUCACAGGCUUAGAGAAAGCAUAUGGGAAUGCAAUGAGGUUGAUCACAGCAUCAGGGUCUAUGCUAUGAGGAACCACUGAAAGAAUAUGAGCUUUUCAUAUUACAAAGCAGGCUUGAGAUAUACAAGAUAAUGCAAUGACAAAUGUUAAUAAGGACUUUUACUUCAAUUUAAACUGAAGGAGUAGAAUUUGAGAAAACGGGUUUAAACAAAUAAGAAGGUUAUUUGAGCAUUGAAAACGAAAGUCUUCAUUUACACAGAAGAUAAUCAAGUUCGAAAGUAAAACUCCAAAUAUAAUGGAGCUAAGUUAGGGGAAUACUUUAAGAAAUAAUUUUUCUUCAAUAGGAGCCAUGUAGAUGGAUAAAGGUGGCUGAAUAGCCUGCUUCAUCUGUAACUAUCUAAUGGCAAUUGGCUUGAUUAAGUCUUGAGGAAAGCUGUGUAGGUUAGGAUCACAUGUAGUGGCAUGUGGCCUCUAAAAUCCUUGUGUUUCAGUAGUACACCAAGGAAGCAACACUUUUACAUGCACUGUGGUACAGACAGUGAGAAAACCCUCAUGGUUACAACAAUGGACAGUUAAACAAAGGAUAGUCCACAGAAACUAAUGCAUUAUACCUCACUGAACUAUCUAAUAAACUAGAAAAUGGGUUUUAAAAUUUCAAACUGGUAUUUGUAACAUUCCAGACCUUUAACCUUAAACUAUCGGGCAAAUAGUUGACAAUUUGUCAUUGUGCUUCCCCACAUGAGGUAGAUUUUAAUCUUGAUCCUGCUUUGUUUUCACAUGGGUUUGUUCUUUUUCCCAAUCUUAAAAUAUUAAGAGUAAAUAGUUGAAAAAUUUGCAAAUUAUACCACAAUAAUAACUGCAAUAUUUGUUCAAUGCAUAAUUCAAGUCACCAGGAAGGUAAUGUGUAACAAAUUCCAAUAAAUGGGAUUCUCUCACUAUUUGUUACUUCUAACUGUAGCAUGCCUAAUAGAUCCAUUAACAAUGUCUAAUUAGCAAAAAGACCAUCUGAAGUGUGUAGUUAUUUUGCUAAUGUACAUAAAAAGGAAAGCUCUUUCCCAAAACAAGAUUAUAGAAAAUGUUGUCAAAAUUUUAGUGAUUUAAAAUUGCAUGAUUGUCUGACAGCUGCCUCGUUGUUAUUUUGAUGCUUGUUUGAAAUAUUUUUCUACCAUUCCUUUCCUGAAAUUGUAUUAAAUCAACUUUGGUACACUGAAGUGGAUAAUCAUUUGUGAGAGCCUGAACAGUGAGUUCUCUCAGGCUCUUCGAUGAACUGCCAGGAGGAAGUGGUAAAUGCAGAUACAGUUUCAAUAUUUAAAAGACAUUUGGACAGGUACAUGAGUUGGAAAGGCUUAUAGGGGUAUGGGCCAGACAUUAGUGGGACUAGUUUAGUUUGGGAAACUUGGUUGGCACAGUCAAGUUAGACUAAAGGUUCUGUUUCCGUGCUCUAUGACUCCAACUGUAAAGCACCUUUCUCAUCCCAACUCUCAACCCGUUUAAUUGAAAGGGUAUCUUUGCUUGUCCUCACAGAGUUCACAGGGAAAGGACAGCAAUCUUGAAACCACCACCUAGUAGAUUUGCCAAGUUUAGGAUUCUUCUGGCACCAUCAGUAAUUAGACAAAGACCUGGACAUUGCGAACUAAAAAUGAAUCAUUUCUUAAAUUUUACCUGAACACUUGUUUCUAGCUUUAAAAUAUUGGGCACGGGGAGGGUUCUGGUCGACAGUCAAGAAUAACAUAAGUGGGUAAUAAAGAGUCAAAUCCAGUUGCUAAAUCAAAGGAAGGGUAGCACAAGGACAGACAUGUUUGGCAAUUGACAAAAGGAUUAUGGGGCAGGGUGGCUGGCAGUAGCAGGUUAUUUGAUGAGACCUCCAGGAAUAUGUCCAACCAGAAUUGGUAUCCUAACACCCAAUAUAAAGCAUUGUUGCAGGAUAGGAUGGUACAGUGUCUUAUGUUCCAAAACGUUUUCAUUUCUCAUUACAUUGAGCAUACUCCUAUUUUGUUGGAAUGGGCCCAUUUUUAAAAUAUCAACAGCUCAAACUGGGGUUUCCUAAACAAAACAUACCAGUCUGGUCUAGAGUCCUCUGGCAGAAGUAUGACUGACCUCAGAAAGUAAGGUGAACUUUUAACCUGUCCAUUGAUAGGAAUAUGGUUGAGGAUGGUUUAAAAACAAUUGACUACUUACUCCUCUCUCCUUCCAUUUCUUUUCAGAGAUGACAAAGAUCUUCAUUUAAACCAGGCAAUAAGCACAGGAAUAUUAACAUUUUAUAGUUUGUACUAUUGCAUUAUUCUUAAAUGAAGUAGUGGCAGUCCCAUUCCUUAUCCCAGGAGUUCAAAUUCAGGCCAGUGUAUCACCCCCUGCCCAGGUUUCAGCUCCCAUGUCAGGGUUAUUGAAAUAUACCAUCUAUUACUUGCUUUCCAUUAACCUGUUCUAGAUGGUAUUAAAAUGAAGAUCCUGAUUUACAUUUUUAAAAUCUUAUAUUGGCAAAUUUCUAAUGUUCUUUAUUGAAAUUGUAAUUUAAUUGUGAUGAGGAAAAACGUAAUAAUUGACUUAUAUGUUGCUGCAAUGUUGAAUUAGGUGAUGACAUUUGUUUCUUUCAAAAUAAAGUUAAUCUUUU